AUGGUGGCCUUGAAGCUAUUAGAGCGAAAUGACGAGUCCGAGGACUCCAGUGACUACAGCGUCGAGAAUGACGAGUUCGACGACGUUGCGUCUGGAUCCGACGACGGCGGCGCCGACGAGGCUGAGGAGGGUUUGGAUGUCGUUGACGCGGAAAACCUUCACGGCAAGGUCGACAUGACGGACCUGUCGGCGGUGAAGGGCCGUAUUGAGAGCAUCUGCGGCGUGUUGUCGAACUGGUCGUCUGCGUCUAAGAGUGGCGUGGUGACCAAGAAGCGAGGCGCCUACAUGAGGGAGCUGAGGGAGAUGGUGAGCGCGUACUACGGCUAUUCAGAUGAGCUGGCGGAGUACUUUUUGCAGCUCUUCAGCCCUACUGAGGCCAUUCAGCUCUUCGAAGCCAACGAGAGACCACUACCGAUGACCCUUCGUGUAAACACGUUGAAGACACGGCGUAAGGAAUUGGCUGCUGCACUUAUCGCAAGGGGGGCUAACGUCGACCCCGUUGGCAACUGGAGCAAGGAGGGCCUGGUCGUGCACUCCUCUCAGGUGCCCAUCGGAGCCACGCCGGAGUACCUCGCCGGGCACUACAUGAUGCAGUCGGCGGCUUCCAUGAUCCCCGUGCUUGCGCUGGGCGCUCGUGAGAAGGUGCUGGACAUUGCGGCGGCACCUGGAGGCAAGACCACGCACAUCGCACAGAUGAUGAACAAUGGUGGCAUUUUGUACGCCAACGACCUGAACAAGGACCGCUGCACCGCGUUGGUUGCCAACAUCCACCGGCUGGGAAUCACAAACACUAUCGUGACCAAUUACAACGGUUUGGACCUGAAGGGCGUGCUGCCUCCGUUGGACCGUGUUCUCUGCGACGCCCCGUGCUCCGGUCUAGGUGUUAUUUCAAAGGACCCCUCGGUGAAGGUCAACCGGACUGUUUUGAACCUGCAGCAGAACGCCGAUCUGCAGAAACGCUUGCUGCUGACGUGCAUUGACAUGGUGAACAGCGGCAGCAAGAACAACUGCGUGGUGUACUCCACCUGCAGCAUAUCAGUGGAGGAGAAUGAACACGUCAUUGACCACGCGCUCAAGAUGCGCGACGUCAAGCUCGUGCCUCUGGGUGUCGACGUGGGUUCGCCCGCACUGUCUCAUUUCCGUGGAAAGCACUUCCACCCGUCGAUUGGCAUGUAUGCGCGGCGCUUUUAUCCGCACGUGCACAACCUUGAUGGGUUCUUCGUCGCGAAGCUGGUCAAGCUGAGUUCGAAGGUUCCGACCUUGACGAAACGCCAUCGCGAACCGAGGUCCAAGCACGAGGAUGCGUCUGAGCGCGAGCCGAAGUUGCGGAAAAAGCACAGCGGAAAGACGGGCAAAUCCAAGGCGCCCAAGGAUGUGAGUAGCGGGAAACAAGAAGAGGAGGUCGAUCCGGACGUGACCUCUCUGCCUGUUAAAAUUGCGCAAAAGCAAAAGGAGAAAAAAACAAAGCUCGAAUUCGAUGAACCCCUACCCGAAAAGAAGGCUAAGAGCACGAAGUCUGGCAAAGCUUCGGACGUUGUCAAGAGCACGAAGUCUGGCAAAAGUUCGGAGGUCGUCAGGAGCACGAAGUCUGGCAAAAGUUCGAAGGUUGUCAGGAGCACGAAGUCUGGCAAAAGUUCGAAGGUUGUCAAGGAUUCGGCGUCGAAAAAGGUAAAGAAGCAAGCGAAGGACCUGAAGCGCAGCUCCGCGAAAUCGAAGGCAAAAGCGAAGACGUCUAAGGCUGCGAAGCACUCGAAGUCCUCGUCGAAGAGGCAACGUUAG
Molecule: messenger RNA, 1779 nt
Organism: Babesia bigemina
Lineage: Eukaryota; Apicomplexa; Aconoidasida; Piroplasmida; Babesiidae
Product: nucleolar protein-like protein with NOL1/NOP2/sun family putative RNA methylase domain
Exons: 7
Coding region: 1-1779 (592 amino acids)
Biological process (GO): rRNA base methylation; maturation of LSU-rRNA
Cellular component (GO): nucleolus
Molecular function (GO): rRNA (cytosine-C5-)-methyltransferase activity; RNA binding
Source: RefSeq, a predicted model, not a curated record